Messenger RNA from Dibothriocephalus latus, 408 nucleotides. NCBI's taxonomy places the organism in Eukaryota, Metazoa, Platyhelminthes, Cestoda, Diphyllobothriidea, Diphyllobothriidae. The record is from the annotation of a GenBank genome assembly.
AUGAGACCAACAGCCGAUUUUGAAGGUCUUGGUUUCUCCCUUGUUGCCACAAAAAAUCAAGUUGGCCAAUUCAUUGAUGAAGUAAAGCCGAAUUCGCCCGCUGAAAAAUCUGGCUUAAAAUGUGGUGAUAUGGUUUUUGAAGUCAAUGGUGAAAAUAUACUCUCUUAUUCACAUCAAAAGGUCGUUGAACUGAUGCGCAAAAAUCCUCAAGAACUUAAUCUCCUAGUCCUAGAUCCCGAUUCGCGUGCGUACUACGACAAAGCCUCCAUCGUCGUAAAUGGUCAGAUGCCCGAAACCGAACGAAUAUCUUCGUGGUCAGGUAUGCUUUUUUACCGUAAUCUUUUCAAUUUCGAUUGUAAUGCCCUCUUCGAGUUUAUCCUUGUGUCUUUCCGACUUCUCCGCCUAUGA